Molecule: messenger RNA, 2709 nt
Organism: Peronospora farinosa
Lineage: Eukaryota; Oomycota; Peronosporomycetes; Peronosporales; Peronosporaceae
Source: the annotation of a GenBank genome assembly
AUGAACGACACGUGGCAGCCACAGCCUUUGUUACUUAAUGAAGUGAUUGCUCUAUUACAAGCCUAUAUGGUACCCAAUAAUCAGGUCCAACGGGAUUCCUAUCAACGUCUCCAGCAAUUUCAAAAGAAUCUCGAGUUUAAUCUCUAUCUCGUCCAUUUGCUCUGCUCUACGCAGACGGAACCCAAUGUUCGUCAAUUGGCUGGACUAUUGCUCAAACGGAACAUAAAAGCUCGUGAUGCCAGUGCCGUGCUGACACCCAAUGAAGCAGAAAUUCUCGCUGUUAUCCGACAUCAGACACUGCGGGUCUUAAUGGAUCCAUUGCCACCCAUUCGGAACACGGCUGGAUCUCUCGUUACGACAUUUGUGUCCCAAUUUACAUUCUUGGACGAGUGGCCUGAGCUUAUGCCGGAACUACUUGUUUUAUUGGAACAGCAGGAUGAAAACGCCGUCGCUGGAGCUUUUGGUGCACUUGUCAAAAUCUGUGAAGACUCGGCUUCGAAGCUUGAGAAUUCACCCAGUCGACCACUCAAUGCACUGGUGCCGAAGCUACUGCAGUAUUUUCACCAUCAGAACGCAAAUUUUCGCCGUGAUGCACUCGAGUGCCUUAACAAUGUACUCAUCUACAUGCCGAUGGGGCUGGUCGUGCAGAUGGAAAAUUUCCUGGCUGGUAUUUCACUGCUUACACAGGACCCAUCCAAUGACGUGCGGAAACUUGUGUGCAAGAGUAUCGUCAUCUUACUUGAGGUGGGUGUGCAGUAUCUUGUGCCGCACCUAGACAGCAUCAUCCAGUUCAUUCUACGUGCCAACCAAGACGAGGAUGAGAAUGUGGCCAUCGAAGCUUGUGAGUUUUGGGCGUCCUUUUGCGACCUGCGCGAGUUCAAUGAGAUUAAACCCAUGCUGCAGCCGUACUUAACACAGAUCGUGCCGCUGCUGUUCCAGCGCAUGGUGUACAGCGACGAGGACUUGGCCAAUUUCGAGAGUGAGGAGCAGAGCCAGGACGAAAAUGUGCCUGACCGACCGGAGGACAUUAAGCCUAUUUUCCACCGCAAGGCUGGCGGUGGCCUUGAGGGUGGCAGACUCGAUAACGAUGACGACGACGAGGACUACGAUGAUGAUGAUGAUGAUGACACGCUGCUGGAAUGGAAUCUACGUCGCUGCUCGGCUGCUAGCCUCGACAAUCUUGCGAACGGCUACGGUAACGACAUCCUUCCGACGUUACUGCCGCUGCUGCAGGAACGUCUUGCGCAAGAACAGUCGUGGCCGCUCGUGGAAAGCGGUAUAUUAGCGCUUGGUGCCAUCGCAGACGGUUGUUACAAUGGAAUCACGCCUCACCUUCCCCAGUUGUACCCGUUUCUGCUACAAAAGUUGGAGGACCCGGCACCACUCAUCCGUAGUAUCACUUGUUGGACACUAAGCCGUUAUGUGACGUGGGUCGUGGAGCAAGGCAACCACGAGGCGCUUUUCAAACCGCUUGUGGAAGGCAUGCUGAAGCGCAUUUUGGACCCGCACAAGAAAGUGCAAGAAGCAGCAUGCUCUGCGUUCUGCACCCUGGAGGAAGAAGCUUGUGAGGAGCUGGUGCCAUACCUUACGCCUAUUCUACAGAACCUCAUGUAUGCCUUUGGCAAGUACCAGGCGAAGAACCUGCUUAUUUUGUAUGAUGCCAUUGGAACGCUCGCAGACUCGACCGGCGAGCACUUGAACCACCCUGAGCUGAUCAAGAUCCUUAUGCCUCCACUUAUUGCGAAGUGGAACAGCCUAGACGACCGUAGCCGCGAGAUUCUGCCGUUGUUUGAGUGUCUGGCGCCUGUGGCCCAGGCACUGGGUAACGGCUUUCAAGAGUUUGCGAUGAACGUGUACGUUCGUUGUCAGCGCAUCGUGGAAAACGAGCUGCUGGCUGACGCUAUGUCGGAGCAGAACCCUGACGAGUUUGACGAGGGUGAUCCGGAGCUGAUCGUGUGCGCUUUGGACUUGAUCUCGGGUAUGAUUGAGGGUCUGCAGCACAACAGUGAAGCACUGCUGAGUGGAUCAAACAUCCUGAACUUGCUCAGGAGCUGCGUGCGCCACGAUGUGAUGGAUGUGCGCCAAAGCGCCAUGGGUGUUGUGGGUGACCUGGCUAAACACGCGUCGAACAUGCUCCGCCCCGGUCUUGGCGAUCUGCUGCCGGUGUUGAUUGAUAACAUUGACGCAGACUUGCCUACUGUGUGCAACAAUGCAAGCUGGUCAGUAGGCGAGAUUGCCAUCCGUAUUGGUGCUGAGAUAGAACCGUUUGUCGAGAAUUGCUUGGGUCGCUUAAUUGGCAUGGUCAAUCGCCCGAAAUUGCCGCGUAACCUGGUGGAGAAUUGCGCGAUUACUAUUGGCCGACUCGGAUACGUGUGCCCAAAUGUGGUGGCGCCGCAUCUGCAGGAGUUUGCCAAGCAAUGGUGCCGUGCUCUCGCGCAUGUAAGGGCACUGGAAGAGAAGGAGCAUUGCUUCCUGGGUCUGUGCUACAUGGUGAAGGCGAACCCGAACGGUAUCAUCGCUGACUUCAUGUUCAUGUGCGGUGCCAUUGCUUCGCUAGAGGGUCAGCCGAUACAGCACCCAGAGUUGAAGGAAAUGCUGUACCAGAUUGUGCACGGCUUUAAGACGAGCCUCGGCGAGAACUGGACGACGUACUUUGCGAGCUUUCCUGAGCCUCUGCAACAAUUCCUCACCACGCGCUUUAACGUGUAG